Messenger RNA from Engraulis encrasicolus (European anchovy), 3111 nucleotides. RefSeq names its product ADP-ribosylation factor 6a (gene arf6a). Bases 1384 to 1911 code for a protein of 175 amino acids. Gene Ontology annotation, cellular component: ruffle; endocytic vesicle; focal adhesion. Gene Ontology annotation, molecular function: GTPase activity; GTP binding. The record is from RefSeq and is a predicted model, not a curated record. The transcript is spliced from 3 exons. Gene Ontology annotation, biological process: intracellular protein transport; regulation of dendritic spine development; vesicle-mediated transport. NCBI's taxonomy places the organism in Eukaryota, Metazoa, Chordata, Actinopteri, Clupeiformes, Engraulidae.
AAUUUGGGCGUCACAGAGAACCGCCUUCUUACGUGUUUUUACGUCAGCAGUGACCCACUGGUCUCCUUUGCUCAGGCGACCGCUAGCUAAUGCUGAACAUUAGUGCUUAGUACACAUCCCCCUACUCAUCGGUUCUGAACGCUUCCCCCCUGUUUAACCUAUUCAAGUAAACUGUGACAAUAUCGUGUUUUUCUGCAAGGGAGGCGAAACAUACACAUUUACACGCCGAGCAGAUGGCGUCCAUUUCAGCCCGAGUGAGAUAGACUUGCGGCUGAGCCUGUGAGGGAGCUCGGCGCAUGCCAAAUGGCGUAGUGCACGAGCAGAGAGGAAGUGGCGGGUUGAAGCAGGUCCGCACCUUUUCCGGUAACACCACACGGCUGCGACUGAACGACUUAGGAGGAAGAGAGAGGCACGAGCGAGCGGGGAGAAUCGACCAGGGAGAGAGGGGGUUGCCGCAGUAGCAGGGAUUGAAGAGAGAGAGGGGAGGACGGAAACUCGGAUGAAUCAAUGACCUUUUAAGUUUCCUAUUCGACCGCCCCGGUACCGAUACGAGGGUACCCGAUUGAAUACGGGAUUUGGGACCAUGGAGUCUUGAGAAGAAUACCGCGUCUGUAGUUCGCCUGGCGGAGAAGGGCGAGGGGGACAGCCGGCUCGCGCUGAAGGAGGAAGCCGGAACUGCCACGGGCUUGUAGAGAGGGCCUAUGCACAGAGGGCUGCCCUCGCUCUCUUUUUCUUAUUCUCUACAUUCCCAGUUUUCGGCACAAUUAUUUGACCGGGGGGUGGAUUUGGACUGUUUGACUGUCGCGACACUUGAAUGAAUUCGUUUCGUCAUCGGCUAAUAGCACAUCUUUACCGACGGGCGUUUUGAAAGCAACCCGUCUAGCUAUCCACACCCACUGUAGCAGACGUCUUGAAUUUAUUUUGUUGCACUUAAAGCCGUUACCAAAAACGGGACAUUCACUUGCCACUGUUGCCAGUGUUUCGGAUUACGGUUUCUCCAGAGAGUGAAGUGGCAGGCGGUCGAUUUUUUUGACCGUUUCAUCGAGUUGUUUGGAGUGGACAGCCUGACAGAUAGCCAGCCGGAGCUCCAGGAUAGCGCGCGGCGGCCGUGUGUCAAGACCAACACCUCGGUGACUGAUAUCUGACGGGGAUCCGCUAUCACGUGGAGGGAGGCGAGCUUGCAGUCCCAGCUUAAGUUUGCAUGCAACAUUUAACUGUAGCAUAAUAAAGUAGCUAGACGGCCCGGACCGCCCUUUCUCUGAAACAACAACAGCCUGAAGUCUACCCUUUAAAAGGGUUGAAGAAAACGCCAGCAUUUUUUAUUAUUACUACUUUUUUUACUUUACUUUAGGAAUAUUUGGAUAUUUAUGCCCAGGCAACAAGAUGGGGAAGAUGCUGUCAAAGAUCUUUGGCAACAAGGAGAUGCGGAUCCUAAUGCUGGGUCUGGAUGCGGCGGGUAAGACCACCAUCCUGUACAAACUCAAACUGGGCCAGUCGGUCACCACAAUCCCCACCGUGGGCUUCAACGUGGAGACCGUCACCUACAAGAAUGUCAAGUUCAAUGUCUGGGAUGUGGGAGGCCAGGACAAGAUCCGACCCCUGUGGCGGCACUACUACACUGGCACACAGGGACUGAUCUUCGUGGUGGACUGUGCCGAUCGCGACCGCAUUGACGAGGCUCGGCAGGAGCUGCACCGCAUCAUAAACGACCGCGAGAUGCGCGAUGCCAUCAUCCUGAUCUUCGCCAACAAGCAGGACCUGCCGGACGCCAUGAAACCGCACGAGAUUCAGGAGAAGCUGGGCCUCACGCGCAUCCGCGACCGCAACUGGUACGUCCAGCCCAGCUGCGCCACCACGGGCGACGGACUCUACGAGGGCCUCACCUGGCUCACCUCCAACUACAAGUCCUAAUCAGCACACCUGUACACACAAACACAGACACACCUGGACGCUCACCUCCUCUCAGUCCUAAUUGAUACACCACACACACACACACACACACACACACACACACACACACACACACCUGGACGCUCACCUCCAGCUACAAGUUCCGAUCAAUACACUUGGACGCUCACCUCCUCCCAGUCCUAAUCGAUACACCUGGAAACUGUCCUCCUCCUCUCACCUCCAACUACAAGUCUUCAUCAAAACAUCACCCAUACACACCCCUGGACACAUCCUCUCAGAGUCCUAAACAAUACAAUCACAGAUGCACACACCUGGACGCCUUCUUCUCCACACAAGCCCAUCACUGAUACACCACCUGCAGCAGGACCCCCCCCCCACCUCCUCUCACCAGCAUUUUGCAGUGUGGAUUCAAUUUCACUCUCUUAAACUUUGAAUGACGACUGUUAAUUCAACACUCGGAGAGUUGACUUUAGACAUGUGCCCGCCUGUAUCUGGGCACGUGGACUGUGGGUGGACUUUUCCCACCUGUUCUGGCUCCAUCCACCUCCAACUAUAAGUUCUACAAGUUCAUCAUCAUCCAUCAUCAUCAUCAUCAUCAUCAUCAUCAUCAUCAUCGGCUUCGCUAAUCACACAGCUGUAUCUGGCUGGCCCACCCACCACCUCACCUGCCCAUGGCCCGGUAUCUGCCCCCCACCACCACCCCUCACCUGGUCACAUCCUCUCAGGAGCCAGGCCAAGGGAGGGGAGGAGUGAGGGGUCCAGGGAAAGAGAGGGCAGGAGCAGGAGGACAGGAAAGGAAAGUGUCUAUACCACACCACACCACAGGAGGACAAGAAGAGAGAGGACAGGAGAGGAGAGGAGGGGAGGGGAGGAUAGGACAAGACGAGGGGAGGGGAGAGGACAGGAGUGUCUAUACCACACCACAGCCAAUUAACAAAUAACAAGACUUCUCCAAUCACUCUAUAUCAAAGAGAAGUGUAAUUGUCUCCCCCCUCUCUUGUUUGUGUCUUUUUUUUAUUUUAAUUUGUUUGUUUGUUUACCUCCUCGUUCGAUUCUGACAUUCUGUCGCUAACAGGAAAUUACUUAAAUCAUUUGUUUCCCCUUCGCUUUUGGCACUGUAGUCUUUUCUUAUCAUGAAUCUUAUUUUUUUUUGUCAUUACUCACUGAAUCUAAAUAUUCCAUAAAGUAUUAUUUUCAGAA